Rhododendron vialii is the source of this 2397-nucleotide messenger RNA. RefSeq lists its product as uncharacterized. NCBI's taxonomy places the organism in Eukaryota, Viridiplantae, Streptophyta, Magnoliopsida, Ericales, Ericaceae. The coding region runs from base 303 to 2201 and encodes 632 amino acids. The record is from RefSeq and is a predicted model, not a curated record. The transcript is spliced from 5 exons.
AGGUCCACAAUCAGUUGAACAAUCAACGGCCACACCGUCAGAACCACCGUGCACGGCCGAAACGCCGCCCACGCGUUUCCCCAUUUCGACCUCCCCUGGCUAGAUUUCGCCGCCGAGUAUCUGACACAUAUGCCACCCGUCACCCGCCACGCGUCGGCCAGGAAUUAUUACACACAGUGGCCUGGUUUUGUAAACGACUCUGACAAGGAUGAUUCGCGCCCCCUCUUGUGAAGAAAACUGCCGGGAUUAAGCUUCGUACGCCACCUGCGCACCGUAGAGCCCGUCGCCUCUGAUUUUCACCCAUGGCCAUGUCAAGAUCUUUGGCAGCUUCGUAUGCCAGGAGACUUACGCAUUCACUUCUCGUAGGCCAGAAGCCCAGCUGUUCGGAAAUAAACAAUGCUGGGGCUAAAUUUACGGUCGGGCUCCCUUACUUCGUGUGCAGAUUGUAUUCACAAUAUAGACUUUCUAAUACAGGAUUCACUUCAUACAUGUUAUUCAAAAAUAAGGAGAACUUGUGGAAUAGUACUAGUUUUAAGAACUUUUUUAUCCUUUCAGCAAGUAAAACAAUUUCAGACCAUGCUCAAAUUGCCUGGAAAAGGCUUGCUCAGAUAUGUGCUUACAAUGGGCCUGUUUUACCACCAAUAAGUCGGAUUGCUUGUGCAGUGAGCCUUGCCUUAACCCGAUCACAAGUGAUAGCUCCUGGUGUUUUUGCCUUAGUCAUUGGAGAGCUAGCUUGGACACAAAGAACAUGGGCAGAGGCAGAAUGCUUCCCAACAGGCAAUUCUUUGUACAUGCAUGCACAAGAUGGGCAUGUUUACCUGACUUCAGUUGUGUACUCACUAGUAGAGUGUUUGAUAUUGUUUCUCAGAGCUAUAUAUUUAGCAAUUUUGUUCUCACCCUGCAUAGUUAUGGCUCCUUUUGCGGAUCAACUUGGCAUUGAGUUCAGAAAGAAAUGGCUUCGCAUUGUCCAUCUUACAUUGGAAAAGGCAGGCCCAGCAUUUAUUAAAUGGGGUCAGUGGGCCGCAACUAGGCCUGAUCUCUUCCCCAGGGACUUAUGUUCUGAGCUGGCAAAACUUCACACCAAAGCACCUGCGCAUAGCUAUGCCCACACCAAAAGAACUAUUGAAAAGGCAUUUGGCAGGAAGUUGCAUGAAAUUUUUGAAAACUUUGAAGAGGAACCUGUAGCGUCUGGAAGUGUUGCUCAAGUUCACCGAGCUAAUUUAAGAUUUCAAUAUCCUGGCCAACACAUUAAGCCCAUGCUGGUUGCUGUGAAGGUUAGACAUCCAGGUGUUGGUGAAGCUAUUAGAAGGGAUUUCGCAUUAAUUAAUUUGGCUGCAAAAGUGUCAAAGUUCAUGCCCACAUUGAAAUGGUUGAGACUGGAUGAAAGCAUACGACAGUUUGCUGUUUUCAUGAUGUCUCAAGUUGAUCUUGCAAGGGAAGCAGCUAAUUUGAGUCGUUUCAUUUACAAUUUCCGCAGAUGGAAGGAUGUCUCAUUCCCAAAACCUUUGUAUCCCUUGGUUCAUCCAGCUGUUUUAGUGGAGACAUAUGAGCAAGGUGAAAAUGUUCUAUACUAUGUUGAUGAGCUCAAAGGACAAGAGCACAUCAAAUGUGCCCUUGCUCACAUCGGGACUCAUUCACUUCUAAAGAUGCUUCUGGUAGACAAUUUUAUUCAUGCAGACAUGCAUCCUGGAAAUAUUCUUGUUAGAACAUCUCGAAAUAGGGCUCCAAGUAAACAGCUAUUUAAACCAAGGCCUCAUGUUAUUUUCCUAGAUGUAGGCAUGACUGCUGAACUUUCUAGGAAGGAUCAAGUCACUUUGCUGGAGUUCUUUAAGGCUGUAGCGCUUCGAGAUGGUCGCACUGCUGCAGAGUGCACGCUUAAAUUGUCUAAACAACAGAACUGCCCAAACCCAGAGGCUUUCAUCAAGGAGGUUGACCAAACUUUUAGCUACUGGGAUACCGAGGAAGGGGGUUCUUUUCAGCCUGCUGAGUGCAUACAACAAAUGCUUGAGCAAGUUCGGCGACACAGAGUAAACAUUGAUGGUGAUGUCUGCACUGUGAUGGUAACCAUGUUGGUCCUAGAGGGAUGGCAAAGAAAGCUCGAUCCAGAGUACGAUGUGAUGCACACACUUCAAACAUUGCUAUUCAAAGCUGACUGGGCAGAGUCUCUCUUCUACACAAUCGAAGGACUCAUGGCGCCCUAAAAGGUGCAUCCCUGUUUCAUUUUUGCUCAUACAAUUUUCAUGUACUAUUUAGAACAAUGAGAAGCAAAUUGCCAUUCUGGAAAUAAGGAUAUGUGCACAAAAGUCCUGCGAGAAAAGUUUUGUGUUGGGGGUCUAUUUUUUUUCACAACUUUUGUGCUUUAAUGAUUAGUGGGGAUACCCUCCUUGUUUGCUACAU